AGGGCAUUCGGCAGUUCACAACUUCCAUCUCAACUCAACAUGUAGAGCGCGCUGGCAUCCAGACGUAGGCUACCCGACAGACUGGUGCUGUUUAACUGUUAUUAUCAACAUGAUUCCGCCAGCGAACAUGAUUCAGGAGGACACGAUGGGCAAGGAGAACGAACGGGAGCUCCGUGAGCCACAGUCCCCCACAUCCAUCAGCCAACAGGAGUCAAAGUUGCAGAGGCUUAAGCGUUCACUGUCCUUCAAGACCAAGAGUCUUCGCAGCAAAAGCGCUGAUAAUUUUUUCCAACGGCCGAUCGAGGAUGUGAAGUUUCAAACCGAACUGCUCUCGGAUGUCAGCAGCAGCACAGGUCAUCUGAGCACCAUCGGUAUGUCCGUCUCAGCCUCCCCAGCGAUGUCCCUUCCUCCACCACCCCCUCCGCUGCCCACCGUCAUCCCGGGCAACCUACCCAUCACAAUCUGUUCUCCAUCCCGUGCCCCCCGCCAGACGGACUCCAAUGCACACACCUUUCUAGAGCACAUCUUCAAGAAGCCACAAUUCUGUGACAUCUGCAACCACAUGAUUGUAGCUUGCCAAGGGGGAGCAGGCAAGGUGUUCGGCACCAAUGCUAAGCUGGGGCUCCGGUGCAAAGCCUGCAAGAUGGGCAUCCACCACAAGUGCCUGGAUGGAGUUGGACAGCAGAGAUGCAUGGGGAAAUUGCCCAAAGGUUUUCGGAGAUAUUCUAGCUCCCCUCUGCUGAUUCAGGAACAGUUUGGCUGCAUUAGGGAGGUUAUGCCUAUUGCCUGUUGCAGCAGAGUUGACCCGGUGUAUGAGACUCUGAGGUUUGGAACCUCUCUGGCACAAAAGAACAAGCGGACCAGUGGAUCGGAGUCCCCACAGAGAAACUCUACCAGUGAUGUGGCUCCGGUACCAGAGGAAAAGGCGGCCCACUGCAGUCGUGCUCAACUCACCAGGAAACCCAGUGACAAUGUUUUUACAUCCUUGGAGAAUGGAACUGAACAUUUUCAUAUUGCUGAAAGGAAAUCAGAAGAAUCAUCUUCAAACAGAGAACUGAAGAGGGACCCCCUGCAGCUCAAUACUUACGUGGCUUUGUUCGGAUUCACCCAACAAGACAACCAAGACCUGGAAAUGAGACCUGGAGAUCGAAUAAUCCUGGCAGAUGAUUCCAAUGAUGACUGGUGGAAGGGUGUGAUUGAAGAUAGAAUAGGUUUUUUCCCGGCAUCCUUUGCACAUCAGGUGAGGGCAGGCGACAGGGUGUUCAGAUGUCACCGAACCUUUAUUGGCUGUAAGGAACAAGGGCAGAUUACCCUGAAAGAGGGACAAAUUUGUGUCAGCAGUGAGGAUGAACACAAUGGCUUCAUCAGAGUAGCCAGUGGAAAGAAGAGAGGAUUUGUGCCCUGUGACGUCCUGGAGAAUAUAUGAAAUGAAAGAACAGAGAAAAGAAAUGGUUUUGGUUGAAGAAAAAGAGACUUUCCAGGGCAACAACUCGUGCCACACCUGUAGGAGGAGCAGACACUGCCGGGCUCUCAGGAGGGAUCACAACAGCCCUGUUCUAACCCCUGUCUUACUCAGUGACAAAGGAAGAAUGUACACUGACUCCAAAGAGUAUUUGGACACCUAAAAAUGCAUACAUUUCAUUUCAUUAAAGCUGCAGUCCGUAGCUUUUUUUGGGUAAAAAAUUAUCCAAAAUACAUAUUUGAGAAAAUACAUAACCAGCCAGUGUUCAAAACUUUCUGCUUGCCUUAGCUCGAUUCAAAGCGGUAAG
Molecule: messenger RNA, 1769 nt
Organism: Rhinichthys klamathensis goyatoka
Lineage: Eukaryota; Metazoa; Chordata; Actinopteri; Cypriniformes; Leuciscidae
Gene: stac
Product: SH3 and cysteine rich domain
Exons: 12
Coding region: 110-1426 (438 amino acids)
Biological process (GO): positive regulation of voltage-gated calcium channel activity; skeletal muscle contraction; positive regulation of protein localization to plasma membrane
Cellular component (GO): extrinsic component of cytoplasmic side of plasma membrane
Molecular function (GO): transmembrane transporter binding
Source: RefSeq, a predicted model, not a curated record